Molecule: messenger RNA, 1917 nt
Organism: Trypanosoma conorhini
Lineage: Eukaryota; Euglenozoa; Kinetoplastea; Trypanosomatida; Trypanosomatidae
Exons: 1
Coding region: 1-1917 (638 amino acids)
Source: RefSeq, a predicted model, not a curated record
AUGGAUGUUGUGGCACCUCGUGCGUCGGGCAAGGGCGCGGAGGAGGCGGAAAAAAGGGCAGCGGCGUUGGCGCGGCAGCUGCGGGUGUUGCUAGACGAGCGCGAGGACCACCUGGACGCGCUGGAGGGAAUGCAGCGGGCGGUUCAGACCUCCCAGGUGGAGGCUGAGCGGCUGAGGGAGGAGCUUCGAGUAAAAUUUGCGCAGGUGGAGGAGGUACGACGGAGGGCCAGCAAAGAAGCUCUGUGGCUGGUGAAGAGCGAGUGGCGAGACAAACUUGUCGAGCUGGCAAGAAGCAACACGGAACUUCUUCAUGAGGUGCGGCUUCGAGACAGCCGCAUUGUGGAACUACAGCAGCAGAUGUGCGAAUUCAACAAGUUGGAAGAAAAAGAUGCCUCGUUGCCUGAAAGAGUCACUGUACUGACGGCGGAACUGUUGCGUGGAGAAAAGAUCAUGAGUGAAAAAGAUGCCGUACUUUACGCCUACGAGGCUCGAUUGGAGCGGGCCGAACGGGCGACCCUCAGUGCACUGGAGUCACAGUGCAAGCUGGAGGCUCGGUGUCGUGAGCUUUUGCAAGAGCAGGCUGAGCACCUGCGGGCAUUCGCGGCGUUGUCUGCGCGAAAUGAGCAUCUCGAGACACCUCUAGCGGAGGAAAAGUGUGGUCCAGGUGUUGGCGACGGGGUGACGCGCACAUCGGCGCUGCACACUGACAUGUGCGAGGAAGCAACGGGGACGGAUGCCGACCAAUCGGGGAAGAGGGAGUCUCUGGUGAAACUUCUCCUGCGCCGCCUUGCCGCCAAUGAGGCCGAGAUGCAGUUGAGAGUCCGACUGCUAAUGUGGAUGUCAUUCGUUCUUCAGAAAAGGAGUGCGGGGCCGCGGAAGGGGGGCAGGACAGGGCCCUGCACCUCUCAGGCCCCCAGCCCCUCUUUCAGGGACGCCCCGGAAACCAACGAUGGGAGCAAUUGCUUGGAGGAGGAAGUGGCAAGGCUGCGCAGGGAGGCGAAACUCCACGAAGAGACGCGGGAACAGCUGCAGUUUGCCCGAAACGAACUGGAAAAGCAAAAGCGAGAGCAUGAAUGGAAGGAAAAGGCAAACAAGGAGAGAGAAGACGAGCUCUCGAAGGUGAUCGAAACCCUUUUGCAGCAGUUGACACGGGAGCCGGCGGAAAUAAUUUGUGCGAAAAGUGAGCUAUCGGCACGCUCGAAUCCGCCCAGUUGCACGAGUGAUGAAGCCCCGUUAUCAGAAGCCAAGGCGAGUUUGAGUUUCGCGACUCUCCAAAGUGUGCCCAAUGCUUCUUCGACGCAAAACGAACUGAUACCAUGUUGCAUGAGCACAGCUGAAAAAGAGGAGAAGGAACAUGCAGGAGAGGCCCUCUCCAGCGCGGUUGAGAGCCUCCCUUCGCUGCAAGACGGAUCAGAGGUUAAUGCUGUUAUCGCUACGCUGCUUUCUUUACACCAAGAAGGGCUUGAGGAGUGGCGUGGCCGAGCUUUAUUGGCAGAGCAGCGAAUGGAGAAAUGGGGGGCAACCGUUUCCACUCUAUCACUUCUGCUGCAAAGAAGCAUACUUCCCUACUUGCUCAUGCUGGAUGAGAUGUACACCACUGCUGUGAGUGAUAAAAUGAACAUGCUUGUCGAGGAAUACUUCUGCCGAAUAGAAGAGAAUUCCGCUAGCAUGUGUGAGAAAAGUGAAUUUACUACUAAGUAUAGUAAAGAGUUUAUUAUACUGAAGUACUGGAGUAACUGGCGGCUUUCUAUGGGGGCUUCCCGAUUGGCUAGUUUGAGGGAAAAGGCAGCACGGACGGUGUCGUGUAUGGCUGAGCAAUAUGAGCAGCUGGAGACUAUCACUCAACGUGCAAUGACGCGAAUAAGAGCUCUCGAGGGAGCUUCGGUCGACAGUUGUGCUGCUGUUGCGGGCAUUUAG